This is a messenger RNA of Trypanosoma conorhini, 1788 nucleotides long. RefSeq names its product putative RNA-binding protein. Gene Ontology annotation, molecular function: RNA binding. Bases 1 to 1788 code for a protein of 595 amino acids. The transcript has a single exon. The record is from RefSeq and is a predicted model, not a curated record. NCBI's taxonomy places the organism in Eukaryota, Euglenozoa, Kinetoplastea, Trypanosomatida, Trypanosomatidae.
AUGGGAAAAUUUUUGGGGUUGAGUUCUUCGGAGCUCAAGGCCCUCAGCCUCCCUUCCUCUCUGCGUUUCCUCCUCGGCGUGGAGUAUGAUGUUUUGAUGUGUGUGACAGAAGUGGGCAAGCGCCGAGCGUGUACGAUCCGCUUUCCUACUCUGGGAAACAACUUUCAGAAACUCCUCGAACUUUGCGCGGAGCGCUUCGGACUUGUCUGCACACACCAUGAGGAUCACUCACUUCUCUCCGGGACGGCCGUGAUACCGCCGUUACGCUACAUUGAUUACUUACCCGGGGCAUUGCAUGCGGAGGAGUUGCUGGGUUGCCUCGGGGUGAAACCUGUAACAGCUCCAAGGCGUUGUGGGGCAUCGUUACACGACUUCGUGGCAUCCUUUAUUGAUUACAGUGAGUACAAUACAGAUGCUUCACUUGUCGAUGUGCAUGGCACUGGGUUUUACUUGACGAUAGACCAUGGUCUCUCUAUGGCCACCCAUAGCCAUCUCGUGAAGAUCAACUUUCACAAGGGUUUUAGUUUGGAGGAGGCACUUCGUGAAUUUGAGGAGUUUAGUGGUUGGAGUACAUUCGACAUACGCUUUGAAGACGUGGAUGACAAACUUGCGGGCGGGGUUGUAGUGAUGCCCUCGGUUCAGGACGCGUGUGAUCUGUUUGAAAAGUACGAGGAUGAGGACUCCGACGAUGAAGGGGAGAUACUGCCAUUUAUGCUUCGCCCAGUCGCCCCACUCACGUCGGUGCCUUCUGUGGAGGAUUCUGCCUUGAAAAAGCUGCGGGAUCAGCACUGGGGGGAAAUUGAAAAAUUCUGGGAACGCUUCCCGAAGUGGAAAAAUUGUGUCGUGGUUUCAAACCUCUACGACUCUGCCUCACUGGAGGAGACGCUGCCGCUGUUUAAAGGUCUCACCAUCACGACCUCCUCAGUGGUGGAGGACAACUCACCCGCGCGGCGACGACGCGUCUUCGUGACCUUUGCGACCCCUGAUGACGCCAAAAAAGCGCUUUUUGUGGACGGCAAGAGCACGAAGGGGAAAACGUUGCGGGUGCAGGUGUCACCGCCGUACCUCAAUGAAAGCCGUCGGGGGCGCGUGCUGGGAAGUCGACCGCCCUCGCUUUCAGAGCCAUCCGCACAACCGCCGGGCGCAGAGGCGCAUGCAGGGUCUUUGAGUCCUCCGCUUCACCUGCAAGAAAAACGUGACGCUGCUGCUGGCGGAAAUUCCGAGGUCGCCUCCACGCCGGCGGGAAGAGAAGGAGGUAGUAGGAGAGUUGGCGAUGAGAAGUGCUGGAAUACGCCUGCGUUGUCGAGCAGCACACCGACACAUGCCUCCACCCCAGCUGCCCUGCCGGCUGCGCUCGCAUCUAGGGAGGGAGGAAGCCAAAGGAAGACAGUGCAGCUGCCAAUACAGCCACACUGUAGUCCACCUCUGUUAGCAUCCACGAUGAAUGCAAAUGCCAGAGAGUUUAUUCCGUCCUCAACAUAUCAGUCAGCCGCCACCUCAACUGACUACUACCCGUCGCCAAUGCAAAUGGCCUUCGUGCACGAGGGUUACGGGCCGCCGCCACCUUGUUACCCCACCGUCGCUGUGGCACCUGUUAGUGUGGUUGGUUCAAUGGCUGCUGUGCACCGAAGUUCAAGAGGCGGGGCGGCCCCACCGCCGUACGCCGCGCCGCCGCCGUAUGCUAUCGCCACUGGACAGAAUAUACAAAUCAUGCCAUCACCGCCGCCACCACCACCACCGCCGCCGCCGCCGCCACCACCACCGCCAUCGGCAUCACCACAUAUUUGA